Molecule: messenger RNA, 426 nt
Organism: Symbiodinium sp. CCMP2456
Lineage: Eukaryota; Dinophyceae; Suessiales; Symbiodiniaceae
Source: the annotation of a GenBank genome assembly
GCAGCUGUGGAGGCCGAAAAGUGCGCCAAGAUCGCCAAGGAGGUGUCUGUCCAGCAGGCCGACUGCGAGAAGGACCUGGCGGCUGCCAUUCCACUGGUGAAGCAAGCCGAGGCUGCUCUGGAUGUGCUGGACAAGAAGGAUUUCCAGGAGUUGAAGGCCUUGGCGAAGCCACCCGGAGGUGUCGACCUGGUUCUGGAGGCCGCCAUGCACCUGCAGGCCGGCUACGACGAGAACAUCGAGCUGGACAAGAAGGGGGCAGUGAAGGACCCAACAUGGAAGGGAGCUCAGAAGAUGAUGAACAACCCUGAGAAGUUCCUGAUCAACCUGAAAGGCUUCAAGGGGCACAUCGAUGACGGCAAGGUGCCCCAGGUCAACGUGGAGCGGGCGCGCAAGAUCCAAAAGGACAUGGGCGACGACUUCAGUCAG